CACAGACACAACAAGUUGCUAUUUACUACGGUACGUCAAUGCCAUAAGGCGUCCAUUGUUACUCCGAUACUACCACCACCGUAAGUCACUACAGGGCGUGUCAAUUCUUAUGUCUACGAGUAUCCGUACAUACCACACAAUAAGAUGGCACGAUGAUGUCUAUAUAUUUUUCAUCACGGAGUAUUGCGUUUUAUAUGGUUCCGCACCUCAUUUUGAGAAUCACAAGGGAUACUCGUAGCUAGGUCGACUUCAGACACUCACCUCUCUCCAUACUUCUGGAGGAAAACCACACAAAUGGAAACUACCAUCACAACUCCAAGGCUCAAAUUGACCUUGGUCACAUCUGCGGAAAAAGGUGGUCCGGAAUUCGAAUGUAUACAUCAAUUGAGGAGUGACGAGAAAUCAACAUGGUGGAGUAUUCUACCUCGAUCCAAGACUUCAGGAGAUACCGAAAAGUUCAUACAAGGAUUUUUACCUGUCAAAUCUACUACUACGGUCGACGACCACACAGACACGGACGACAACGACGACGACGACGACGACGACGACGACGAUGAGAAAAGAAAGGCAUACCGAAUCGCCUACGCCGUCCACGAAAUCACUGACGACCGGCAGAAAACAGCGACCCCUGAACCGACAAAAACGUCGUCGUCCUCCUCUUCCUCCUCCUCCUUCAUCGGUCUCGUCACCUUGGUCCACGUCGACUCCCGCAACCUCGUCCUACCGGAACACCUCAGCCCCGUCGCUUCCGAAACCGCAUUGGUCGUCGAACUGGCUUACUCUUUUCUUCCGGGUGCUUGGGGCAAAGGUUACGCGACCGAAUCCGUCAACGCCGUGUUCGCGUCGUGCAGGAAGUCCACGUCUCUGUGGAAUCCCCCAUUCACAAAAGUCUACGUCCGGGCCAUAGUCAAUGCGGAGAACCCUCCCAGCUUGAGGGUCAUGGACAAGACGGACAUGGUGAAACGGGGCGUGUUCGAACUCAACGACCGUCCAGUCUUUCUCGCCGGCAAGAUCAGAGAACAUCACAUUCUCCACAUCUAUGGCAUGUACCUCGUCACAAACUAGACAACAUCACAGUCUCACAGAUAUAACAAGUCCUCUCUAA
Messenger RNA from Exophiala oligosperma, 1105 nucleotides. RefSeq lists its product as uncharacterized. The transcript is spliced from 2 exons. Bases 295 to 1065 code for a protein of 256 amino acids. Gene Ontology annotation, molecular function: acyltransferase activity, transferring groups other than amino-acyl groups. NCBI's taxonomy places the organism in Eukaryota, Fungi, Ascomycota, Eurotiomycetes, Chaetothyriales, Herpotrichiellaceae. The record is from RefSeq and is a predicted model, not a curated record.